Besnoitia besnoiti is the source of this 606-nucleotide messenger RNA. RefSeq names its product putative RNA methylase. Gene Ontology annotation, biological process: positive regulation of proton-transporting ATP synthase activity, rotational mechanism; regulation of mitochondrial ATP synthesis coupled proton transport; peptidyl-lysine trimethylation. The coding region runs from base 1 to 606 and encodes 201 amino acids. NCBI's taxonomy places the organism in Eukaryota, Apicomplexa, Conoidasida, Eucoccidiorida, Sarcocystidae. Gene Ontology annotation, molecular function: protein-lysine N-methyltransferase activity. The record is from RefSeq and is a predicted model, not a curated record. Gene Ontology annotation, cellular component: mitochondrion. The transcript is spliced from 7 exons.
AUGGCGGCUAAUAGCGGGGCUUCGACAACAGUCAAUGCAGAUUAUUCAGAAAGCGAAUCGGAAAGCGAGUGGAUGCCCUUCUGCGGAACGACCCCGGACCUGCCGCAUUCAAAACACUGGGACAGCGACGGGUUUGUAUCACCGUUUCAAGCGACACCUGUGCAUAAAAUUGCCACAAUAUUAACGCAUUUGAAUCUUACUGAAGCUGACGUCGUUUACGACUUAGGAUGCGGCGAUGGACGGGUUCUCGUCGAAUGCACUCGGGCGAGCAAUUGUUCAGGUGUCGGCAUCGACCUUGACGACCGGCUCGUGCAAAGGGCGCAAGCAAACGCUUUGCGUCAUCGUGUUGAACAUCGUAUCACGUUCAGAAAAGCUGACAUCUUGGACCCCAACUUAGACCUUUCUUCAGCGACAGUAUUGUUUCUGUAUCUUCUUCCAGAAGCACUUUCUCUGCUACUCGGCGUCUUAGAAAAUCUUGCGAAUGACAGUCGCUCGCAGCUCAAGAAGAUCGUGUCGGUGAGGUGGCCACUGCCUGGUGUCCCUGCGACAACAAGCGAUGCUGUCGAUAAUUUCUACAUUUAUGAAGCUGUCGAUCUUCGUUCAUAG